This is a messenger RNA of Glarea lozoyensis ATCC 20868, 3000 nucleotides long. Its product is annotated as vWA-like protein. Gene Ontology annotation, molecular function: GTPase activator activity; structural constituent of ribosome; zinc ion binding. Bases 1 to 3000 code for a protein of 999 amino acids. Gene Ontology annotation, cellular component: endoplasmic reticulum exit site; ribosome; COPII vesicle coat. The record is from RefSeq and is a predicted model, not a curated record. The transcript is spliced from 13 exons. Gene Ontology annotation, biological process: endoplasmic reticulum to Golgi vesicle-mediated transport; intracellular protein transport; COPII-coated vesicle cargo loading. NCBI's taxonomy places the organism in Eukaryota, Fungi, Ascomycota, Leotiomycetes, Helotiales, Helotiaceae.
AUGGAUAUCGAGGCAUUGAAAGAGCAGUGGUCUGAAGUGGAAGAUAGAGAUGGACUUCGUCUGAGUUGGAAUGUUUUCCCCAGCUCCCGUAUGGAGGCAUCUCGACUGGUUGUACCUAUCGGAGCACUCUACACGCCUCUGAAAGAGAAGCCUGAUACACCAAUACUGCAUCAAGUAGACGUCCGGGCACGUCUCUGGAUUUGUCCCUUCUGCCUCUCCCGAAAUCCUCUCCCACCUCACUAUAAAGAUAUUACGGCAAAUGCAAUCCCCCCCGAGCUGCACCCAUCCAAUACGACAAUUGAGUACAGGAUGUCGCGUCCUGCUCCAAGUCCUCCAAUUUUCCUAUACGUUGUUGAUACUUGUCAAGAAGAAGACAGCUUGUCUGCCCUGAAGGAAUCCCUAGUUAUGAGCUUGAGCCUUUUGCCGGAGAAUGCACUGGUCGGUCUGGUGACAUUCGGAACAAUGGCACAAGUUCACGAAAUUGGUUACACAGAAUGUCCCAAGUCAUAUGUGUUCCGAGGAAGCAAAGAAUAUACCGCCAAGCAGGUUCAAGAGAUGCUCGGGCUUUUAUCCCCUGGACUGAGACCCGGCAUGCAACAGCAGCAACCUGGCCGACCUAUGCCGCCAAUGGGGCCUGCUGCUCGAUUUCUUCUCCCAGUCUCCCAGUGUGAAUUCCAACUCACCAAAGCUCUAGAACAACUGCAAAAAGACCCUUGGCCCGUCGCAGCUGAUAGGAGGAAUUUGCGGUGUACAGGUGUCGCGCUGAGCGUAGCUGUAGGCUUGCUGGAGUCGUCUUUCCAAAAUGCGGGAGGACGUAUUAUGCUUUUUGCGGGAGGCCCUGCUACCGAAGGCCCUGGUUUGGUGGUUGGACCAGAGCUGAGGGAACCCAUACGCUCGCACCACGAUAUUGAUCGCGACAAUAUCAAAUACUACAAGAAAGCUCUCAAGUUUUAUGACAAUCUCGCUAAGAGGACUGCUCACAACGGGCACAUUAUUGACAUAUUUGCUGGAUGUCUGGAUCAAGUUGGUUUACUUGAGAUGAAAGGACUCUCUAACUCCACUGGGGGUCAUAUGGUUCUUACAGAUAGUUUCACGUCCUCUAUGUUCAAGCAGUCAUUUGUUCGUGUCUUUGAAAAAGAUGGCGAUGACAAUCUCCUCAUGGGGUUCAAUGCGUCUCUCGAGGUACUCACUACGAAAGAACUGAAAGUCACUGGCUUGAUUGGCCAUGCCGUGUCAAUGAACAAGAAGUCAACAUCGGUAGGAGAGACCGAAUGUGGAAUUGGAAAUACGUGCUCCUGGAAGAUGUGUGGAAUCGACCCAAACGCAAGUUAUGGAAUUUACUUCGAAAUUGCAAGCCAAGGUGGCCCUGCUCAACACCAGCAGACCCCGCAAAAGGGAAUGAUGCAGUUCCUAACCUACUAUCAGCAUUCCUCUGGGCAGUUCCAUCUCCGCGUCACCACGGUCUCUCGAAAUCUAAGCGGACCCGCAGGGGAUCCAGCAAUCGCACAGUCUUUCGACCAAGAAGCAGCUGCGGUCCUGAUGUCUCGAAUUGCUGUUUUCAAAGCUGAGGUUGACGACGGGCCAGAUGUGUUGCGCUGGGUAGAUCGUAUGCUGAUACGAUUAUGUUCACGUUUUGCGGAUUACCGGAAAGACGACCCAUCCUCCUUCCGGCUAGAAAAAAACUUCACUCUUUAUCCCCAAUUCAUGUUUCACUUGCGGAGAAGUCAAUUCCUUCAGGUUUUCAACAACUCGCCGGAUGAAACAGCGUUUUAUAGACAUGUUCUUAACCACGAAGACGUCAGCAACUCCCUUAUUAUGAUCCAGCCAACCCUUGACUCAUACACCUUUGAUCAAGAUGGCAGCCAACCUGUGUUGCUGGACUCCACCUCCAUUCAACCGACGCAUAUUUUACUACUAGACACGUUCUUCCAUAUUUUAAUUUUCCAUGGUGAGACUGUAGCGGAGUGGAGAAAAGCGGGUUACCAAGAACAGGAGGGUUAUGAGAAUUUUGCGGGACUUCUGGAGCUACCGAAGGAGGAUGCCAGAGACUUAAUUACCGAUCGAUUCCCGCUCCCUCGUUUUAUCGUAUGCGACGCUGGCGGAUCGCAGGCCAGAUUUCUAUUGUCUAAGCUGAAUCCUUCCACUACGCACACAACAGGAUACGGCGGUGUCGGUGCUCAAACUGCACAGACAAUAUUUACUGACGAUGUCUCUUUGCAAACUUUCAUGGACCAUUUGAUGAACAGUAUACCAAGUGCCUUUCUCGUGAAGCACUUUAAAGUUGGCCUUGGUAAAGCAUUAUGGGUGACUAUAAAGUUACAUAUCAUCUCAAAAUGCUUUUUACCUGCUGCUGAUCUGAAGUCACUGUUUCCCGUCGGGCCCGUAAAAGUGUUAGGUUCAAGCCUUGUGGCCUUAAAUGAUUACAUAAUUGGUCGUGUAGCUAAGCGAGCUUCUACCCACACAGAAACUUUGCAUGCCAAAAAGUUCGCGACAACUUUCUUGAAUAAACCACGAAGUUCACCGUUCGGACUACAUCAUGCCCACCUUAGAGCUACCGGAGGCGAGGUUGGAGCCUCCUCCGCGUUGGCACCUAAAAUCGGUCCUCUCGGUCUGUCGCCCAAAAAGGUUGGAGAAGAUAUUGCGAAGGCGACUGGUGACUGGAAAGGUCUCCGAGUUACUGUGAAGCUCACCAUUCAAAAUCGACAAGCUGCUGUAUCCGUCGUACCAUCCGCAUCCUCUCUGGUGAUCAAAGCCCUCAAGGAGCCACCACGCGACCGAAAGAAGGAAAAGAACAUCAAGCACUCCAAGUCUAUUCCGCUAGAUGAGAUUAUUGAGAUCGCACGAACGAUGAGAUUCAAGUCCUUGUCGAAGGAGCUUAAGGGUACGGUCAAGGAGAUUCUCGGCACUGCGUACAGCGUCGGCUGCCAGGUUGACGGAAGAAGUCCAAAAGACAUUAGUGACGAUAUUGAGAGUGGAGAGAUUGAGAUUCCUGAUGAGUAA